This is a messenger RNA of Erythranthe guttata (spotted monkey flower), 933 nucleotides long. The record is from RefSeq and is a predicted model, not a curated record. NCBI's taxonomy places the organism in Eukaryota, Viridiplantae, Streptophyta, Magnoliopsida, Lamiales, Phrymaceae.
AUGGCGUUCAUGCAAGAUCAAGAAGAUUCUCUUUUUGAUGAUACUGUUCCUCAUCUGUCUGAUAUGCUUCAGACCGACCCCUUCUUUUCUCCCCUUCAUCUUUCAGAUAACCUUAAUCUCAUCCCAGAGGUUUACUUUUGCAACGCAGGGGGUUGGAAUGAAGCAUGGACAGAAUUUCAGGGGGCAACUGACCAAUUAGUACAAUUGCCGCACAAUGAUCAGAAUAUUAUAUUUGAUAAUAAUGUUCAUCAUCAGGAAAUAUUGGUGGUGGAAAAUCAUGAGAAUAUUAAUAAUAAUAAACAAGUACUUGUUCAGAGUAGUACUAAUAAUAUCAUUAGUACAACUAGAAAGGAAGAACAAGAAGAUCAAGUUGAAGUGAAUAAUAGUGGUAGUUCGAAGAAGUUGUUGUCGAGGGAAACCGUUUCGCAGUACUUUUACAUGCCCAUAACUCAAGCUGCAAGAGAGCUCAAUGUUGGACUAACCCUUUUGAAGAAAAGGUGCAGGGAGUUGGGUAUUCGCCGCUGGCCCCACCGCAAACUCAUGAGCCUUCAAACCCUAAUCAAGAAUGUCCAGGAAAAUGGGGAGGAAGGAGAAACUACAAAGUUGAAAGGCUCACUAGAGACAUUAGUACAAGAGAAGAAACUAAUGGAAGAAAUUCCGGACAUGCAAUUAGAGGACAAAACGAAGAGGUUAAGGCAGUCGUUUUUCAAGGCAAAUUACAAGAAGAGAAAGCUAAUGGGAAUGGUUAGCAACGAUUCCAACUCUCGAAGAUGUCGUGUUAAGUACUCUUCGUCUUCGAAGGAAGAUAAUCGAAGCGGUGGUGUAAAAUCGUCUGAUGGCUAUGGUGGGGAUUUUAAUUAUGAUGAAGAUGACGAGUUUAUGUAUUUUUUCUCCGAUUGCUUUUCGUCUAGUUCUAGUGAUAUAAUCUUCUGA